Messenger RNA from Cooperia oncophora, 645 nucleotides. The record is from the annotation of a GenBank genome assembly. NCBI's taxonomy places the organism in Eukaryota, Metazoa, Nematoda, Chromadorea, Rhabditida, Trichostrongylidae.
CUGUUCGAUAGUAAGAAGAAAACAUUCAGAGAUUCUGAUAGUGCUCGCUAUCAUGACCUACAACGAGGUGUCUUAUCUCCAUCAGCAGAAAUAAGACGGAAUUCCCCGUUUUCUACAAGUUCUUUUUACAGACUUGGCGGGGAAUGUCUUCCAUUACCGUAUCCCGAGUCAUACUGGCUGAGUAUCGCCACCGACACAGUCACUCAUUACUCACUGGGUGCUUACAACCGUGAAGACAAGCUUGUUGGUGCAAUUGGUGUGAUACGAAAUGUGAAAGAUUACUUCGCUGUAAAUUGUCUCCACCCUGAAGAGCAGAAACUGAUCAGUAACUUUAGAAGGACCUGUUAUAUUACGACGUUAAUGGUGGCAUCAGAGUACAGAAAGAUCGGCAUUGGUACUCAACUAUUACAACGUGCCAGUACAGUCCUAUUACAAGAAGGCAGUCAGUUAAUAUAUCUACAUGUACUACACACAAACCUGCCCGCAAUCCGCCUUUAUGAGAAAAUGGGAUAUGAAAGAGUUGCAGAAAUUCCAAAUUACUAUACGAUCAACGGCGUACAGGAUGUUGGCGUUAUCUAUUGUCGACGUUUGGCUCCCGCAGGAUGUCAGCAGUGCCUGGGCAACGGAGGCUGUUCGAUAUCGUAG